AUGGCGUUUGCUUCUGUUGUAUCAAACAUUCAGUCACCUUCUGGCCGUGGACCAUUUGUAUACAAGAUAUCGGGACAGAUGUAUCAUUUUCUAGGAUCAGCACAACCAAAUGAAGGUGAUAUUCCAUCCUUUGGGCAACUCUAUUUCUUAGACACAGCUGAUGCCCAAGAAUAUAGAAAUAAUAAUCCAGUAAAUGCAAAGCUUGAUCCUGCAUUAUUUUUGUUACUAGAUUCGAUAUUACGGCAAGUAAGCCCAUUUUCGCAAGCCUUCGAAAUGAUGAGGGAGAUGGAACAAGAGAAACAUGGUGCAGCAAUACAACAAGGUCGUCAACCAAUGGAGGUACAGAUGGUUUUUGAUAAUGAUCGCCGUCUUGAUCAGCGUCAUUACAAUGCAUCACGGGUGAAUGAGGUUGCAGCAAUUUUUGUUGGUUCCAGUGAUAAUAUUUUUCCUUCUCACUCUCUUGCUAUACAUCCACGUGGUGGCCAGCUCAAGACAAUUCCAAUUAUCAAUG
Molecule: messenger RNA, 511 nt
Organism: Acaulospora morrowiae
Lineage: Eukaryota; Fungi; Glomeromycota; Glomeromycetes; Diversisporales; Acaulosporaceae
Source: the annotation of a GenBank genome assembly